AAAUUACUCACUACUUAAUGAUUGGACAAAACAAUAGCAAAACACAUAAUGAAUGUCUGUCUCAACGUAUAGUGCCUUUCAUUGACCGCAAACCUCAAUGUCUGACCGAUUGGUGUCCGCAAAGACAUCGGCGACGAUCACCGCCAAAGACGACGGCCAAUCAUUGACUUACGAGUCGAUACUCGAGUCGUUUGUCCGCCAAAAGUCAUUCAAAUGCCAUUACGACGGAUGCGACAAAUGUUUCUGCACUCAAAGGCAUUUAGAUUCACAUAUCAGGCGAAGACAUGCCGUCGACGGCACCGCACAGUCCGGGGAACUGAUCGGCAACUCUUCAUCUGAUAGCCGGCGGAUAGCGGCGGCGGACGAUAGCAAACAACUGGUCUCAGAGCGCCGGCCAAUCGCUAUUGCGUCACCAGUUCUACCGCCGAUUACCUUCAGAUCUGAUGACAAUUUCAUCACCACAACCACGGCAUCCAAUACUUACUCGUCGGCCACCAGUGGUCAGACAUCACUCAAUGGUCAGCAUAUGUUGCAAACAUUACGCGACCCGAGGCUACGGAAGCGGUACGGCUUGCCAUUGGUGGCCACCUGUGCCGGCGACAACUCACCCAUCAAUACCAGUCAUACAAUUAAUAGUCAAACUAUUGUCACCUCAAUCGAUGAUCGCAAUCCUAGCGGUCAGUCCUCGGCGGCCAUUAAACCUGUGGUCAAAGUGGGCGCCGGCAGUCACUCAGCGCCCAACGCAUGCCUUAUGAACACAAUUGAAACAAAUACUCGCAAACGCGGCCGACAUCGCGGAACCGCUGCCGUACAGGCGUUGGCCUCGACCUCAACUACCGGUGACCAGUCGUCCGCCGGUAAACACCGUAAAGUGAAGGCCAAACACCGGCGGCGUAGACGGCGGUCGUCGGGACGAAGAAAGCGUCGCAAACAGGACACCGAUGAUCAUCACCUGCUGCUGAUUCUGUCCACCGAUGAGGACACCAAUAGUGACUCCGAAGUAGAGAUUAUAGGCGAUGAUAGUCAAAGUGUUAAACCAACGGUUCCUCCGCUGACAACAUCACCGAUGGCCGCAAUGGCGGACAACCCAGAGUCGGACGACGACAGCGACAUUGAGAUCGUGGCCAUCGUCUCCGCGCCCACCGCUCAGACCACAGGCGCCGCCACUGCCGGGCCAUCAAAGCUCUCACCGCCACCAGUGGUACAAUCAUUACCGGUAUUACCACAGAUGGCUCCGCCACUACUACCACCACCGCCGCCACCAUCGACAGCAGUAGACACAGCCAUACUUGUGCUGGCGAUUCCACAGACUGUACCCAAUGAGGAGAUACCGCUGUCCGUGGCGUCGGACCCAACAAUUUCUACGACAACACCCGUUCCCUACGAUAUGGAUACUGACAUCGAUGGUGAGUUGUUAUACCCGCCCGAAGACAACCUCCCGACCGAUGAUUACAGCGACUAUUUGUUGACCACUGAAGCGCUUCCCAAUAGUGAUUAUUACACACGAUUUGACUCAUUGGCCGAACGGGUGUGUCGUGUGGUUGAGGCCAACACCACCGCCGAUGACUGCGAUGUUAAGCCAGUGAUCGCCACUGAAAAUCAUACUGAUAUAACAUGUGAUAUAAAACUCGAUGUCAACGCCUUUGCGGACAACACAUCGCCGCCCGAUGUGACCACUGAUUCCGUUUGGUCAGCACCGGGUGAUAGUGAGCCAGCGAUUACAAGUGAACCAGUUGUGGUGAUUUUGAAGUUAGACACCACCGAUGUGUCCGCCACUGACCAAACACUGGCCGACGAUAAGCCGCUGCUACUAACGGAUCCGCGUCUACAGACACUGUCUGACCCGUCAUUGGCCACCACUUUGAGCACUCAAAGCGAAGACACAGAUAGUGUUGAACAAGUUGUCAGUGAUAUACUGGCACUUCUUGUGAAUACCACAGCAAACGCUAAUAGAGAUGAACAGUCAUGUGUUGGCACAACACCUAUCGGUGCCGUCAUUUCAAACACCGAUAGCCAGACAAUAGCCACAACUAAUCAUAAAAAUUGUGACACAAAUACUUCCGAAGAAGUGACUGUUAGCGAAGAGAUGGGUGUAAACAGUGGUCAAGAGUUUAGCGCACAAUUGACGGCACCGGAGGAUGUGGUGGACAGUAGUAACCAAUCGAUUACAGUCUCGACAACUGAUGUCAAUAACCCGAUGGAAACCUCUAGUCUUAGGCAUGUUGAUAUAACGAUAUCUUCGGGUGAAAUGGUUGUCAAUAGCAUCGAAACGAGUCCACUAUUGACAGCACCAGCCUUUGCAGUGACACCGGAAGAAGCGAUGGAUCAAUUACUUACUGUCGACACAACUACUAUAAGUGAUAUAUCAUGUGAUGAAUACGACGGCCGAAAAAUUGGCGGACAAUUGACAGCAGCCGCUGAUGAGGAGGUCCGGGAGGAAGGCGUUGACAAUAAUCAUUCAUUUUCGCCCAUUUCCAGCACAGUUUGUAACUCUACGGCAAUCUCUGACCACAAAAAUAGUGGCGAAGAAGUGGCCAAAGAGACGGUUCCGGCGACGAUCGGCCCGCAAAGGGACCGACACUUAACGCUAGAGCACUACCGGCGCCACAAAAAGCGAUUACGAGAAGCGUUUGGCGUUAAACGAGGCGACGAUUCCGACCAUUCGGACACUAAUAGCGAUUCCGACGGCAAUAGUGGCCAGUCUUUAACGCCGUUCGACGGUUUACUACUAGACGUGUCUAAACGCAUGGCAUCUAAAAUUCCUGAUCAUUCAACGACUGGCCACCGAUCGUCGGCAACGAGGUCUACCUCUACCGGAUCGGGACAUCACUCAAACAGUGGUCAACGCCCGGAACCGCUACCGAAGGCCAAG
Molecule: messenger RNA, 2872 nt
Organism: Medioppia subpectinata
Lineage: Eukaryota; Metazoa; Arthropoda; Arachnida; Sarcoptiformes; Oppiidae
Source: the annotation of a GenBank genome assembly